This is a messenger RNA of Metschnikowia bicuspidata var. bicuspidata NRRL YB-4993, 303 nucleotides long. Its product is annotated as ubiquitin-related modifier. The coding region runs from base 1 to 303 and encodes 100 amino acids. Gene Ontology annotation, cellular component: nucleus; cytoplasm. The record is from RefSeq and is a predicted model, not a curated record. Gene Ontology annotation, molecular function: protein tag activity. NCBI's taxonomy places the organism in Eukaryota, Fungi, Ascomycota, Pichiomycetes, Serinales, Metschnikowiaceae. The transcript has a single exon. Gene Ontology annotation, biological process: protein urmylation; tRNA thio-modification.
AUGAUUAAGGUAAAGGUCGAGUUUCUCGGUGGGCUAGACGUCAUAUCCAAUGGUAUUCGUGAGCACAAAGUCACGCUUGAUGGCGAAGAGGGUGAUGUCCUCAUGGGGGAUUUGAUCAAGCACGUCACGGCCACUAUUGUGUGCGACCCGAAAGACAUCCCAGUUUUCAUUGAGGAAGACACUGUCCGCCCUGGGAUAUUGGUGCUAAUCAACGAUACGGAUUGGGAGCUAGAGGGUAUGGAAGAUUAUGUUGUUGAGGCAGGUGACGUUUUUACUUUCACGUCGACCUUGCAUGGAGGUUAA